AUGACAAUUAUAAAUAAACUUCCUUUACAUGGUGUUAAAAUUCUUGAUUUAACACGUGUUUUAGCUGGACCUUUUGCUACUAUGAUAUUAGCUGAUUAUGGAGCAGAUGUAAUUAAAAUUGAAAAAGCAGGUCAAGGAGAUGAUACAAGAACAUGGGGACCAUCUUAUGUUGAAGAUCAAAGUGUAGAUUUUUCGAGUAUAAAUCGAAAUAAAAAGAGCAUUGCAACGACAGGAACUAUUCAAAAUGGACAAAUACAAUAA
Messenger RNA from Rotaria sordida, 261 nucleotides. Lineage: Eukaryota; Metazoa; Rotifera; Eurotatoria; Philodinida; Philodinidae. The record is from the annotation of a GenBank genome assembly.